Solanum verrucosum is the source of this 1200-nucleotide messenger RNA. RefSeq names its product cyclin-dependent kinase G-2-like. The coding region runs from base 1 to 1200 and encodes 399 amino acids. Gene Ontology annotation, biological process: protein phosphorylation; regulation of mitotic cell cycle. The record is from RefSeq and is a predicted model, not a curated record. Gene Ontology annotation, cellular component: nucleus. The transcript is spliced from 3 exons. Gene Ontology annotation, molecular function: ATP binding; metal ion binding; cyclin-dependent protein serine/threonine kinase activity. NCBI's taxonomy places the organism in Eukaryota, Viridiplantae, Streptophyta, Magnoliopsida, Solanales, Solanaceae.
AUGGUUCAAGGUUGUAGAAGUGUUGAAGAAUUUGAGAGGCUUAACAAGAUUGGUGAAGGUACAUAUGGAGUUGUUUACAAAGCUAGAGAAAAAAAGACGGGAGAAAUUGUUGCGUUAAAAAAGUUAAAGAUAUCGAAAAAAGAUGAAGAAGAAGGAUUUCCUUUAACAUUUAUAAGGGAAAUAAACAUUCUUCUCACUUGUCGUCACCCUUCAAUUGUAUAUGUUAAAGAAGUCGUCGUAGGGGCUACGACGACCAAACACAAUAACGACGUUUUUUAUAUUGUGAUGGAAUACUUGGAAAACGACUUGCAAGUGUUAAUAGAAAAAAUGACACGUCGAUUCAGUCAAAGGGAAGUCAAAUCUCUUAUGGUCCAACUUUUAGAAGGUGUUAAAUACCUUCAUGAUAAUUGGAUUAUUCAUCGUGAUCUAAAAACUUCGAAUUUACUUAUAAAUGACAAAGGUGAGUUGAAAAUUGCUGAUUUCGGAUUAGCACGACGUAUUCAAAGUGGUCAUCCCUUGAAACCUUAUACUCAUGAGGUUGUUACUUUGUGGUACAGAUCGCCCGAUCUAUUAAUAGGUAUGAAAAAAUACUCCAAUGCAAUCGAUAUGUGGUCUAUAGGUUGUAUCAUGGCUGAAUUACUAACAAAUAAACCGAUUUUCGAUGGAAAAUCGGAGAUUGAUCAAAUUAAUAAGAUAUUUGAAAUUCUUGGAACCCCAGAUGAGAAAAUAUGGCCAGGAUUUACCAAACUUUGUGGAUUAAACAAAGUUAAAUUUGUAAACAAAAAGCAUAAUUAUUCAUUAAGGAAGAGAUUUCCCUCAAUAUCCUUCACUGAUACUGUAUUAUCUAAUUCUGGAUUUGAUCUUUUGAACAGAUUUCUCACUUAUGAUCCAAAUAAAAGGAUUACUGCCGAAGCUGCUUUGAAACAUGCAUGGUUUCCAUUUUUCAGGAUUUUAUUUUUUGUGCAGAAAAUUGCUUUGAAAUUAGAGGUGCAUGAUAACAAAGGGAAACAAAAGGCUAUGAAAGCUGUCUCCACCCUCUCAGGAAUUGAAACUCUAUCAAUUGAUCUAAAAGAGAAGAAAUUAACAGUUAUAGGAGAUGUUGAUCUAGUUCAAGUUGUGGGGAAAUUGAAGAAAAUAUUAUUGCAUCCAGAAAUAUUAGUAGGACCAACAAAAGAGCCAGAAAAAAAAGAAGAUGGAUGA